Messenger RNA from Salarias fasciatus (jewelled blenny), 911 nucleotides. It is a transcript of the gene cryaa, whose product is annotated as crystallin, alpha A. The transcript has 3 exons. The coding region runs from base 290 to 820 and encodes 176 amino acids. Gene Ontology annotation, molecular function: structural constituent of eye lens. The record is from RefSeq and is a predicted model, not a curated record. Gene Ontology annotation, cellular component: nucleus; cytoplasm. NCBI's taxonomy places the organism in Eukaryota, Metazoa, Chordata, Actinopteri, Blenniiformes, Blenniidae. Gene Ontology annotation, biological process: lens development in camera-type eye; response to heat; protein refolding.
UCUGGGUGGAACUGGGUCUCAGCGCGGUCCGGACCCAGCCAUGCCCCCACCACGCUCGGCCCCCGAUUGUGCUGACGGGGUCCGACACACCAUGAGAUAAUGCCAUUCCAGAGGGAUCGUGGGUAAAGCCUCUCUUUCUGGCUCUCAGGUAUAUAAAGAGGAGGGAGCGUGGAGCAGGGAACAAAGCUCUGGGAACGUUCCUCUCUUGCUUCGGUCCACGCUUGUUCUGUUCGGUCUGCCAUCCUUCAACUGCCGGACCCCCAACCCAGCCCGACUCCCCCCAGCAGACAUGGAUAUUGCCAUCCAGCACCCCUGGUUCAGACGCGCCAUGGGCUCUGCCUAUCCCGCCCGACUCUUCGACCAGUUUUUUGGCGAGGGCAUGUUCGACUAUGACCUUCUUCCUUACACGACCUCCACCAUCAGCCCGUACUACAGACAGUCCAUGUUCCGCAACUUUGUGGACUCUUUCAGCUCCGGCAUCUCUGAGGUGAGGUCUGACAGAGAAAAGUUCACAGUCUACCUGGACGUCAAGCACUUCUCCCCCAAUGAGCUCAGUGUAAAGGUCAACGACGACUACGUGGAAAUCCAGGGCAAGCACGGCGAGAGACAGGACGACCACGGUUUCGUCUCCCGCGAGUUCCACCGCCGCUACCGCCUCCCCUCCAGCGUGGACCAAUCAGCCAUCACCUGCACCCUGUCGGCCGACGGCCUGCUGACUCUGACCGGCCCCAAGGUCAGCGGAGGCAGCGAGUCCGGCCGCAGCGAGCGCAGCAUCCCCGUCACCCGUGACGACAAGCCCAACGCCGCCGCCUCCUCCUAGACGGCCCGGCCCCGAAGACACGGACGUCUUCGCCUUCCCUUCGAGGAUAUGUGUGUCCUCCUCGCUUCACUCUCUAGUUUCUUCUCAGCAC